UUUUUUAAAGAAAACUUCACACGGUUGUUAUCAUAGAAAUUGCUGGAAUAUAUGUUGUUAUUUGUUUCUCGUUAGCAAAAGUAAAUUAAACGUGAUUGCAUAUUGUUAAAGUAUCAGUAAUGAGUUCGGAUCCAGAAAGAUUUGAUGGUAUGCUCCUGGCAAUAGCAGAGCAACAUGAAGGAGGAGUUCAAGAAUUACUAAAAACCAUUGCUAGUUUCUUGUGUCGUAAAACAGAUUUCUUUGUCGGCGCUGAAUCCGGCGUUUGGGAGAAGCUGGUCAUGGAUAUUUUUAAGGCUGAAGAAAAGAAAGCUCGAGCAGUGCAUGAUAAAAAGAAAGCAGAAAAGGAAAAAUCUGAAAUAAGGCGUGCAGCACAUGAAAAACAGCAAGUUGUGGAACAAAACUCGUCGGCUCAAAUUACAGAACUUACAGAGGAAGAAGCCGAUAGUCUACAGAAGGAGCUGAGUAAUAAAAAGUCUCAAAAAGAACCAGUUAAAGUAUCAAAACCUAUUGAACAAAGUGAGGUUGAUGAGGAAACAGAGAAAAGCGAAGUAGGGAAAUUGAAGCCCAAUCUAGGAAAUGGCUGUGACUUAGAAAAUUACAGUUGGACUCAAACUUUAUCUGAUAUUGAAUUGCGUGUUCCAUUAGAUGUAUCUUUCUAUGUUAAACCAAGGGAUGUUGUUGUCACUUUCAGUAAACAUAAACUGACAGUUGGAAUUCGAAAUAAGGAUCCGAUUAUUAAUGGCACUCUUGAUGCAGAGAUCAAAGUUGAAGAAUCUUCAUGGGUUAUACAAGAUGGAAAAAUCUUAUUGAUAUCUUUAGAGAAGAUCAAUAAAAUGAAUUGGUGGAAAAGAUUAGUUGAUACAGAUCCUGAAAUAAGCACUAGAAAAAUAAAUCCGGAGCCCUCAAAGUUAUCUGAUUUGGAUGGCGAGACAAGAAGUUUAGUAGAGAAAAUGAUGUAUGAUCAAAGACAAAAGGAAUUAGGUUUGCCUACAAGUGAAGACCAGAAAAAACAAGAGAUGAUGAGGAAGUUUAUGGAGCAACAUCCUGAAAUGGAUUUUUCUAAAUGCAAAUUUUCUACGUAGGACUAAUGUUUGCUUACGUACACGUUUUAAACAAACUUGCUGUAUUAUAUGCAUACUUUGUUGCAUACAUUCAUGCUUAUUUAUAUAUUAUAACACAC
Messenger RNA from Ctenocephalides felis (cat flea), 1180 nucleotides. RefSeq names its product nuclear migration protein nudC (gene nudC). Bases 120 to 1082 code for a protein of 320 amino acids. The transcript has 2 exons. Gene Ontology annotation, cellular component: cytoplasm. Gene Ontology annotation, biological process: protein folding. The record is from RefSeq and is a predicted model, not a curated record. Lineage: Eukaryota; Metazoa; Arthropoda; Insecta; Siphonaptera; Pulicidae.